GCUGCCUUUUUUUUUUACUGUUCAGGAAGCUUUUCUGUUGCGUGUUGAACGUCAGUAAGCGAAGGCAAGGGAAGCGAGUAGGAAAUCACUAAAGCACGAUCAAUAGUGAGCGAGAGAUAGGGAGAGAGAGAGAAAAAGAGAGAGAGAGCUUGUGAAGAAAGUGAACGGAGAAAAAUCGGAGAAUAGUCGAAAAUUGGAAUAAAAUAAAAGUCAGGUAGACGAAAAAAGAAAUUAACACCACCAAGUGAAAAAGGAAGCAAAUAGAAUAAAAUAUUGCAUUCCAAAGAAAACUUGUAUCUUACCUCUAAACCCAGUUUAAGGACAUAUUUUUGGACACAAAAAAGCAUUCGUUUUUUGCAUCUAAAAAUCUUUACCUCUUUAAAAAAAAAAGGAAAUUAUAAAGUCUAUAUCGCUCUAGAUACAAGAAUCUAUCAAGGAAAAAUGUGCGGAGGAAAUUUGCCCAGAGUUUUUUUGAUUAUCUUCAAUACAAUUUUUGUUGUAAGUAUUUUAUUAAUACUAAAGGGGUUGUUUUGUUCUUUAUUCUUUUAUUGGAACAUUUUUCAUUUUGACCUAAUUUUUGAACGAUAAUAAGAAUAUACCUAGGCACCAAUUUAAAGAACAUUACUAAUAGAAUAGAAAACUUUGCGUGAUUAUACGUAUUUAUGAAUAUGUAGAGGGAAAAUACAGCUAAAAGAUCGUUUGAUUGUAUUGAACAUAACGUAUUCUCAUAUUUAAAUAAAGAAAAAGAAAAUACAAGAAGUAGAAUAAAUCCGUUUUGACUAACCUAGCGACGGUUUUUUUAUACUGGUUACGCAUAGUGAAUUUUGAAUUUAUAACAAUACACCUAGGUAUAUAGACGAUUCGAAGGCCCGUAAUAUUCUACAUUAACCUAUUUGGCGAGAAUUUUGCCUUUUCAGCAGAAUUUCUUGACAGCAAAUAAUUUCUGCACUGGAUUCGUGAUAAGAAAUAUUCGUGUCUUUUUUAAAGAAAUUAGUUAAUAAAAAACAAUGUUUUCUAGCUCUCCGGUAUUGGACUACUUGGAAUGGGAGUAUGGAUGAAAUUGGAUAAUACUUUAUCCAAGUACCUGGAUGCUGUUAACGUUGGCCAAGCUGCUCCUUUGUUGGGUCAAAUAAGCCUUAUUCUUAUCAUAAUUGGAGGAGUUGUUCUCCUUGUAUCUCUUAUCGGUUGUUGCGGCGCUAUUAAGAAGAGUCAACCUCUUUUAUUCUUGUACGCCGCUUGUUUGAUCGUUAUCAUGCUGGCCGAGGCAGCGGUUGCUGUCCUCGCAAUUGUAUACAAGAAAAAAAUCAACGAUCAUUUGCACGAUGACAUGAUACGAGAAGUUCAGAAAGAGUAUGGACGCGUCAACGACACAACUACCGCUUACGAUUUUUUGCAAGACCAACUGAAAUGUUGCGGAGUCUACAAUUAUAAAGAUUACAAAAAUAGUACGUGGUUCGGUGGGCCUGGAACUCAGAUGGUCCCUUAUUCUUGUUGUUCGAAUUACGGCGAAGAUAGGGUUGCGGAUGAGUAUAAAGAAUGCCUAAAUGAAGCGGAGACGGGAAACCCUUCUAAAUAUUUGAACAAACAAGGGUGCGAAGAAGCUUUAAAGAAAUGGUACCACGAUCAUUCAAUAAAAUUGAUGAUUAUAGGCUUUUGCAUAGCAGCUAUUCAAAUAUUUGGACUAGUUGCUGCCUGCAUUCUACGUACAACCUACAAACGUAUGAAUUAUAGCAAAUAAAGACAUCUGCCACAUGUAUAUAUAUAUCUAUAACGUCUCUUCUGUAAUAUGUGUGAUUAUUUCUUCUUGUGUGCCCUGUCUGGAACAAAUAGUUGUAAUAGUAUCUAUUGGAAAAUAGAAGAAUUGUGCGUAAACAGUAACCGUUCGAUAUUUUUUAUUCAUGCUUUCUUCCUCCUACUCCUCACCUUUUCUAUAUUCCUUCAAAACUUAGAAGAUAUAACGUUAGAAUGAAACAUGUAAAAAAAAAAUAAAAAAAAAAGAAACGAAGAGAAGAAGUAACUUUUGAAAGAUUAAUUGUUCAUUUUUAAUGCACAAAAAGCGUUUUCUUUUCUGUUUUACUCAACUCUCUUCCAAAAAAAUACUAAGAUAAAGUGGCUUUAUUUUCUGCUCAUCAUUAAUCCAUUUGUUAUACGUUGUACGAGUCUUAAUACAAACACCCAUUUGAAAGAGAAACCAGAAUGACUGCUUUACCUUUUUUACUCGAUAGUAAUCGUUAGGCCUUGAUAGAGUUGCAUAUCAAGGAAAUACAGAAAAAUACAUAUACAAUCGCAUAAAAAUUCAAUAACAGCAUAAAGCUCUACAAUAGUUAAAUUUAUACAAAACAUACAGUAUAUCUAAAUAUUUUUACGAUACUUUGCCAACGGUUAGGUGUUUUUGUUUGUGUGUGUGUGUGUGUGUAUGUAUAUAGAAAAUGCCAAUGUGAUAGUUUGUAGAUUAAUAAGGAAGAUUUGAACUAUUCUACAAAAAUUUCUUCAUAGUUCAACAUUAAUUUUCAACAGUUGAAUAACAAAUCAUUUUUGAACUUAUUCAUCUUUUUUUUUUUAUUUAAAAAAAGCGAAAAUUCAUUGUAACGCCUAUGACUGUUCACUGUUCACGAAAAUAGUAGAAAUUAAACUAAAAUAGGCUUAAUAAUCAAAGUAUAAAUAAAUAUUAUAUAUAUUGCAAUUUUUUUUCUUUGUAAUAUGAAUGGCAAGAGCUUAGCAAAUUAAUCAAUACUGAUCAGGAUUGAAAUUAAUGCAUACACUAUAUUGGGUAAGUGCUAAUCCUCUGCUAACUUGUUUAAGAUUGUUAAGUUUACAUGUCACGUUUGCAAAUUUUAAAUUUUUAUUGAAUUUUAUAUUAAAUCAUACUUUUUUACCUUUUUUUUUUUUUAAAAAAACAAAUUUAACAAAAAUUAUUUGAUUUGAAAAAAACGGGUGUCUUAUAUAUAUACUGUAUAUAGAGAUUAUAUAAAUAUACUAUAUAUAUAUAGUCCGCUCUAAAUAACCGAUUAUUAGCGUGAACAGUAAGCCUAUUCGUAAUAUUUGCUUAUCGGAAAAUGAAAGCUCAAAGUUUGCGCUCAAUCCCUCUUUUCAAAAAUUCAUGUGCUGUCUUUUACGCCAUUAAUCAAUUUUUCUUUAUGUAAAUAUAGGCCUAUAAGCGCCAUUACUAUGCGACACUAGAAUUUUUUUUUAUUAAAUGUGUUUUUUUUUGAAGUGAAAGUAAAAAGAG
Messenger RNA from Dimorphilus gyrociliatus, 3229 nucleotides. Lineage: Eukaryota; Metazoa; Annelida; Polychaeta; Dinophilidae. The record is from the annotation of a GenBank genome assembly.